CGGUAACAAGGCCAUGUUCUACCACGUGCGAGACAUGACGUACAGUCUGAUCGAGGGCCGCUCCCAGAUCCUGUCGGGAACGUUGCCGAAGGACGAGCUGACAGAGCUGAAGAGCAAGGUCAUUGCCAAGAUCGACUACGGGAACAGGAUCCUGGGGCUGGAUCUGGUCGUUCGGGAUGAAAACGGAAACGUCCAGGAUCCAGACCUGACCAGCACCAUCUCGCUGUUCAAAGCCCACGAGGCUGUCUCGAGGGGUAUCAACGAGAGGAUUCAGGAAGAGAAGUCCAGGAUCCACAGUAUGGAGGUGUGUCGUCAGUCCCUUUUCAACAGCUGCCAUACCUACAGCCUGUACGUCAACCUGAACAACUUUGUCUGCAACAUCAGUGAGGAUGCUGAGCUGCUCAUGUCCCUGUACGACCCGGUUCAGUCGGAAUUCAUCAGCGAGAACUUCCUGGUGCGCUGGACCAGACUGGGGACGCCCAAGGAGAUUGAACGAGUGAACAAACAGGGAGUGCUCUUCACGGUAAGCGUCCGCCGCGGAACGCCAACCGUACACUCUGAGACUGCUCGCUGGUCAUGUGACAGGCACUUGUAA
Chiloscyllium plagiosum (whitespotted bambooshark) is the source of this 595-nucleotide messenger RNA. NCBI's taxonomy places the organism in Eukaryota, Metazoa, Chordata, Chondrichthyes, Orectolobiformes, Hemiscylliidae. The record is from RefSeq and is a predicted model, not a curated record.